Messenger RNA from Apis cerana (Asiatic honeybee), 5545 nucleotides. RefSeq lists its product as uncharacterized. Lineage: Eukaryota; Metazoa; Arthropoda; Insecta; Hymenoptera; Apidae. The record is from RefSeq and is a predicted model, not a curated record.
CAUUAUAUACACAAUGUUGUACAAUAUGAAGAUUAAGAAGUCAGUGUGAGGAAAUAUAUAUUCGUAAAAACUGAGUGGUAAGAAUAUAUCUUGUUCAUAUGUCUUUGAGAACAUGAUAGUGAAGUAAGCUGGUUUAAACUCGUUAAAACUCAUUGGCCUGAGUCAUAAAAGAUCAGAGAAUCGUCUUGUGUCGUGCGUAUGUCAGUGCUUAAAGUUAGUGUUGAGAAUCGUAGUUUUGAAAAAUUGUUAAGAAUAUUUUUAUUUAUUUAUCGAAAACUUGCAUAAUGGAAAUAAAAAUCGAUGAGAAUAUUUUUGAGAAAAUGCUUCGGAAGAAAUUAUCGAACGAGAUCGUUCAAAUUCUGGAAAUUAAACGUCAUUGUAUGUCAGAGAAAGGAUUAAAUUUCCUCAGUGAUUUAUAUAUAAUGCAUGUGAGAUAUGUGGUUAUUUCUAACAAUAAGAAAAAUGAAACAAAAUCGGAACGUUCGAUCAAUUUUAUCAUUAAAACCGAACCUUCGAACGGAUUAUCGUGCGAGAUUGCUCGCCAACAAAAUGUAUUCCAGAUCGAAUUGAAAGUUUUACAAGAUAUUCUACCGAGAAUAAAGGAAUUUAUCUCUCAUCAAAUUGGACCGAAUUUAUUAUACUCUUCCGAUAAUCCUCCAUUUUUCAUUAUGGAGAAUUUAAAAGACAGAGGAUUUAUUAUGAAAGAUCGUCAAAAAGGAUUAUCACGUGAACAUUGUUCUUUACUUAUAAAACAAAUUGCGAGACUGCACGCUGGAUCUGUUGCAAUUUUUGAAAAAGAUCCAAAAUUGAUUGAAUUUUUCAAAGAUGGUGGCAUCGUGUCGGUUAAAUGUCCUCAAAUUUUUAUACGAAUGAUGGAAGUAAGUCUUUUACGGAUAGGUAAUCAAAUAGAAAAAUGGUCAGAUGAAAAGUGUGCAUCUACAGCGAGCAAGUUAAUAAAAUUAGCAGAAACUAUCGGAUCACGAUGUACGGAUGUCUAUAAUUAUGAUGCGAACGAAUUCUGUGUAUUAAAUCAUGGAGAUUGUUGGAUCAAUAAUAUGAUGUUUAAAGAAAAUGAGAAAGGCCAACCUAUCGAUGUUUUAUUGGUUGAUUAUCAAAUGUCCGUUUAUACGUCUCCGGCUAUCGAUUUAUUAUACUUUUUGAAUAUUUGUCCAGAAAUUGAUAUAAAAUACGAUAACGACGAUUAUUUCCUCGGGAUAUAUUUGGACACUUUAGAGGAAACUAUGAAAAAUAUCGAUUGCAAAAGAAAAUCACCGACGAUGAGAGAAUUAAAAGCAGCGUUGUAUAAAAGAAAAAUAUACGCUGUUUUCGCUGGAAUCGUGCUUAAUUUACGAAUGCUGGCAAAUAAAGAAGAUACCGAGGAUUUUGACGAUUUAUUUUGCAAGUUAGGUGAAACUAAAAUGAAUGUUUUCAAAAGUCCAGCCGCGGUGAAAUUAGCUCAAAAAAUGAUUCCAAUCAUGAAUGAAAGAGGUUACUUUGACUGAAAAAAACGUAUUAAAUAAUACUUAAUACUUAAGACAAAAGAAAAUAUUUAAAAUUUUAAUUCUCUAUAAAUAAAAUCUUUUAAGAAAAAAGAAUUUUAACUGAUAUGACACAAACAUGACAAUGUUUGAGAUAAAUAUGAAAUUUAGAGAUCAAUAAAUAUUAUUUUUAUUUAUAAUAAUUUUUAAUACUUAUUUAUUUUAAUUUGAUUACAUUAUCAUUAUUUUACAAAAACAUUUCCUUGUUUGAUUUAACAUCACUAGUCAUUCCGCCGAGUAACACUUUAAUCUUUUAAUUCUUCUUAUCUUAUCUUUGAUCGUAAAUUAUUUAACAAAAGAAAAAAAGAAAAAAAAAGAAACUUAAAAAGACAAAAAAUAGAAAAUUAAAACCACAUCAUAAAAUCUUAUUAAUAUUUUUUCAUUUGAAAAUUUGCUAUUAAAAUCUCGUAUUUCCUCAAUGACUUUUUAUGUAUUAAUUUCGCAGGUUUUCAUUUACUUGAUCAACAAUUAAGAGGAUUUUCGAUUGCAGUAAAUUGAAGAUUUCUCUCCCAGCGAGGAAAAAGUAGCUCGCUUGGACACAGUUUGAUGAACUUUCGAAAAGAUCCUUGGAGGGCGGCCUUGGCGGUCAGCCUGUAGGAAUUGAUUUAUAAUAGGGCAGUAAAGCAGUAGGCUAAAAGAUCUCUGAAAGCAUCGUCUCGGUAACCUACAUCGUGAACAGAGAAAUUGUUGUGGCAAGCCUCGAUGGGGUGGCUUUUGCCUCGAGGUGAAUCUUCGCUACCGGGACGACGAAGAGAAACGCGUUGGAACAGAAGUCAUCGCCACGAGGAGAGAAAGAGAGAGAGAGAGAGAGAGUGUCUUUAGCCGGUACCGAGGUAUUUGCACAAGUUUCUCCCUUCCUCGUGCAACUUCUUGUUUGCGCUGACCUGGAGGAAGUUGCACGUAGUCGACUGGGAGUCGAGGGAUUCGUAAAUCAUAGUAGAAAGGCGAAUUGGAAAAAUUCGGUAGCCGAUUCUCGGUUCUCCGCACGAGCUUCGAGAAAGUUAGGGAGAGGAAGAAGAGGCGCGUCGGGGGAGAAAAUAAAAGGAUAAUGGAAAAACUAGACGUCCGUGAAGUAUUUGGGUUAUUCGGUCGUCAGUGGCAGAAAAUUCCGGUAGCGGACCGCGAUUAGUUCCGAAUCGGGUAGAAAAUGACGUUAAAGUAAAAAUUUUGUGUCUUCGUUUCGGUAUUAUCGAUCGCUUUCAAUGCUCGGAUGAUAAAAUCUUUCGCCUCGUGAUAAACGUGAUUUGUAUAAAUAUAUAUAACGAGCGAGCGAAUCUUGUUAAUUUUUAUAUCAAGAAAUUUUUUUCCUCGAUAUAAAAUGCUAGACGAAAAGAGGAUGAAAGAAAUCGGUCGGAAUUCUCUCAUAGGGGUUAUACUAAUCCUUCGAUUUUUCAGGUGUUCCAUUUUACUAUGUGUCGGACGACUUAUUUGUCAACGUCCUUUACCUGAAUAAAGUCUGUUUCUUAUUUGUCUCCUAAAAGAAAAUGGUCAACCCAUGGGAAUACUUUACGGAAUUCGUCAGGUGCGAUUGAUGAAUUUCAAACUUGACAAUUUUUUUUUUUUUUUUUUUUUAAGAAGAACGAAUCGUGCAACGAGAUAAAUGUACCUUUCCCCUGGAUCUUGAUACACGAAAGGUUUAAUGCUAUUAAAAGAGAAAGAAAGAAAAAACAUGGGAAGAAGCGGAAAAAAUUCUUUUGAUAGAAUUGAAUAACGCGGUUGAAGAAGAAUGAAAAUUGAUCCCUCGACACCUAAUCGUCUAAUCCUUCUAUUAUAUAUAUACGAGAGGAGAAUUUCUUCAUUUUUGCACCUUUUGAAAAAAUUUCGAAAUCUUAGGAAAUAUUUAUGAAAAUAUAUCAAUGUAAUAAUCGAUUUAAAAAUAUAAUAUUAACGUUUAAUAUUAUUGAAUAAAUGUGUUGGAUAAAUGCGAAUUGCAUUACAUGAACGGUGGAUGAAAAAGAGAAAGCACUCGUCGAUAUUAGGCCUGGAUCUCGAGGCGUAUACGGGCGUAUUUACGCUGUCGGAACAUGCAAUUUUGGCGUACGACGUGUAAAUACAGACGUGUCAUUGGACAACAAUAUACCCGUGGGAUUCAAAGCCUGAUCUCUCGGUGUCAACGACCACGGUAUUCUGAAUUUUUCGAUGGUAUUCCGUGACGACGACCACGAGUAAAUUAUCGCUAAAUAGUGUACCGGCGGAUGUCAAGAUGCGGGCCUCGUUCGGGUGGUCGUGGGAUCUUUCAUCGACGACCCUUUCGAAAUACUAGAAUAUGGAACAGAAUCUUUCUUGAUCAUCGUCGAACAAAACAAACAGUAGAAAUUUUUGGGAGAAUUGAAAACGAACGAAUGGCCAAAUUCUUCAUCAAAAACAGUUUGUGCUCGAUUAAAAUUUAUGGAGGUUGUUGUAAUAAAAUAAUAAAAAUCAGCCAUGGACCGGUGAUAUCAUCUACGUAAAAUCGAAUAUUCAAUGUUAUAUUGGCGCGAUUCUAUGCUGUUUUGAAAAUCUGUGGCUACGGUAGCAUUGAACGUUGACCGAGUAUUCGCACCGAAUAUUUCUCUGGUCUGUCAGUUUGUAAGGUAUAGUAAAUCAUGUAACAUGAAUUUAUGGGUCAAUUUCAUGCGGCUGGAAGGUAUAGCAGGCCAUUUGGCGCUUUCUCUUCACUGGUUUCUCUUUCAUAUUUCUCUAUGUUUUCGCGUAAACGAUUGAAGCACAACCAUUUUUCACAAAAAACUUUCUUAAAUUGUUUGGAAACUCUUGUAUCCUUUUUUUUAAAUCUCUGUUGUAUCCAGAAAUACAAUUUCUCAUUCAAAUUAACAUCAUUCCAUCCGCAUAAACUUCAAAUUUUAAUCGUUAAAUUAUCAAAUCAUUAUUCGGUUCAUAAUUUAACGAAGAGGAUCAACGUUCAACUAUAAUAAUAAUAAGCUGUGAUAUAAAUGUAAAAUGCAAAAGGAAAACUGUUUAACUCCACAUUGAGAAAAAAAAAAUAAUAACAUUCAAACAUUUUAAUAACGCGAUAUCCAAGUUUUAAUUUCUCUUUAGAAUUUUCUCGUACUGUUUUACUAGCAUAGAAACUAGUAUGUAACAUGAUUCGUGUUAGGACGUGAUUUCUGUGUGAAAGGCAGAAGCCAAAUGCGAUUAUGAUCGCUGGGGACACGGACUUAGGGGUGUAUUAUAAUAAAGCGAAAGUGCUGUUACAGAACUCACGUCGAGCGACACGUGGCGAAUCGUGUUCUGAUAUUGUAUCACUGUCCGCCACGUGACUAUCACUUUAUAAAUAUAUAUCUAUCCCAGCAUGUUCAAUCAAAAGUGAUAGUCAGAAGGACGUGUUCGAAUCGAACUUAUCGUUGAACUUCAUCUUGGAAAUUUCGAUAUACCCACCCAGCAAUGGCAAUUUUCAUCCACUCCAACUUUUACGUUCAUUACAGCUAACGACGUUUCGCGGAUUGAACGAUAAUCCCAGACGAAAGUUAUUAUAUACAUUUCACGAAGCACAACAGUUGCACCGUUAUACUAUUUAGUCUUUAAACAAGCGCGCAAAGUGGAUCAACACGGUCGAAUCGUGAAAACAGGAGAGAGGUCCCAGGCAUCGUACAUACGUGUCUGUUAGGGGUGUCAAUUUGUCCAGUGGAAGUCCAGUUUGUCCCUGUUUGUUUCCAGGAGAGGUUUAUUUGCAGCACACAAGGACCACGGACGACAGCGGCGGCUCGAGGAGGAUGGGGGUGGAGGAAAAAAGGCCGGUAACGAGGCGCGACAACCGUAGAAACAGCUGUUUCACAAAAGCUCCGAUUGAGAAACUCUCCGUUCCGGCCCGCUCAGAUCCUCUGUGAACGAAAAUUCUCCGAUUAUCGGGCUCGUCCGACUAUUUUUUCGAAGAAUCAUCGCAGAGUUGCACAUGUUAAUAUAUAUAAUACAUAUGGUGAUAAUCGUAUUGUUAUUUUAUUUAAAAAUUGAUAUUGCUUGAAAAACCGAUAUUUUUCUUUUUUUUUUAAUAAAUCUUACGUUGUAUUUAA